UGAAUGUUAUGCAUUUCAGUUGAGAUAUGACUUUUCGAACGGUCGGACGUGUCUGACAAAUACACAAGAUUUUUUUUUUGCUGUUUGUUCGCUUCAAAACUUGAAUCUUUCGUUAGUUUCGCUAUUCGACAAAAAUAAAUACGAACCAUUGACAAACACGUUUUAGCAUGGUUGACAUUCAAUCGAUUGGCGCAGGUAUAAAUUGACUGAUACAAUAAAUCGAAAAAAAAAAACAUUGCACCGCAAUCACAAUACGUGUUUAGUGAAUAAACAGUAUUGAGUUAUUCUCGGAAAUCGGCAGAAAAAAAAAACAUUUGUGUGAAAAAAAAAAAGUUGGAAAAAGAACAAUAAACUUGGAUUGAAUUUUAGUUCAGUGGUGACGAAUCAAUAGACUUUAGCCAUUCAAAUUGAAAAAAAACCCAAAAACAGUGAAAUUAGAAUGUGUGUUUUCAUGUUUGUGCAUGGUGAAUGAGAGACGAAGUAAAGGACACGGUCUUUUAAUUUUAGAAUCGAAAGCGAAAAGAAAGAAUUUCAAUUGUCGAUUCGAGUGAUUAGCAAUAGCGGUCAAUUCGCUACUUGACAAUUGAUUCCGAGGAACGCGCGCGUCAUUGAUCCCAAACAAGUCUGAUGUUUUAUCAGUUGAUAAUCAAAAGAAGUUCAAGUGAGUAUGCUGUGACACAGUGAUCGUAGUGUGCGCAUACACGGCAAAAGAAACACCUCAAGACAAUUCGAUUUAGAAUUGACCGAUUGGAAUUAAAAUACAAAAUUCCCGACGAUUCGAAAAGAGAGGAAAAAAUUUUUAGAAAGAAAUCAGAACCACCUUGUGGGAUACCACAACUUUAUGAAUUUUAUGCACAUCUAACGGCAACGUGAGCUAAAAGAAAAUCACUUCGUUCACUUUUAGAAGAACACAGAAAAUAAAAACACGACAAGCAAAGAAACAGAAACAACCAAAACAACACAACACACAAUAUCAUUGCACUUGUUUCGAGAGCAAAAAAAAAGAUACAUUUACACACACGGUGUUUAGUCAUUUUCAACAGCCGAGCAACAACACACGGACGCUUGUGUGUACCACAAAUUUGAUUGGAAAUUGUGUGCUUGAUUCGUUUAUUGUUCGUGAGCGUGUUUGACCGAGCUUUUUACACCAAAUAAAUAUAGAUUGCCGCAGCAGAAAGACCAUUUCUCGCGCUGAAUUGAUGAAUAUUCACGGUGAAAUGAAUGCGUUUAAUUAAGUGAAGCACGAAACAAAAUAGCACAAGGUAAAGGCAAUAGCAGAACAGAAAAGAAGAAGAAAAAAAAACUGAAGCAAAACUGAAUAUGUCUUCGUAACCGCAACAUUGAAUGCAGAACUAACAGCAGUUCUUGAAAACGGACGAAACACACAAAACAAAUAGUUCAAUACGCGAAACAAAACACACAACAAAAAAAAAACAAAGCAACGAGUAGCCAAUAUAAAAAGAAAGACAACGAUCGGAUAUAAGACAUCGACGUUCCAGAAAAAUACUUUCAACACUUUUCGCUUUGAUCGAAUAUCGGCCAAUCAAAGAGCUGUGAAAGAGAGUUGUUGAGAGAGCGUGUACGGACCAUAAAUUAAGCAAUUAUGUUGGAUCCCGAUUUGGAUGAAUAUUUAACAGAGUAUCGACUACAAGCGCCAGCAGAACCAAUCAGCCAUUAUGAAGAUGGCGAAUUGGAAGCUGAAUGGUUAGUUGCUGCGGGCUUUCCUCAAUUAACGAAGGCUUUUCAGGAGGGCCGUGAGUUGCCAACGAAUGAAUUGAAAUCGAGCAUUGCCGGCCUACCGCGAUCACAUGCUGAGGCUGUCAAGCAACGAGUGAAGGCACUCAAUCGAACAGUUCGUGGACGAGCCCGAUCACGCCAUUCCCGAAAGCCAGACAUUCGUGAUGUUUUCCGUGAUGUGGACACAUCGAGUACGGGCACACGAUCGCGCAGCGCAACACCUGACUCACUAGACUCAUUACCAGCUGACACCGAUCACUGGAACAGCCAUCAAAUACCAAGCUUUGUGUCGAUUUUCGACAAUCCAACUGCAGCCAUUACGAAUGCUCGAAUCAAACAGAAUUUACGACGAACACCAAGCGAACCAUUACGUGUGAGUGCCGACCUAUUCCGAGGAUCACACAUUCGAUGCGAUAUCCCAUUUUACACAGCUGACGGCAUUGAACUAUUGGGCUUUCAACGUCUUGGAACAAUUCAUUUGCCACGAAUUCGAUCUGGUUCAGAUCCUUCAUGUUCACUUGGACGCCGUUCAACCCAUAUGACCAAUGCCCGUAGUCACAACAAUUUGUAUAACAGCAAUUCGCCAGAUAACACAUCAUCAUCAUCGCAACCAUCAACACCCGAGCAUAGCCCAUCCAAUUCACCAUUGCGUCACAGUUUGUUGAGCAGCAAUGCCACGUCCACACCAUGUCAUCAUCAUAUGCAUAACUCUAGUCCAGAACCAGUGAGAAGUAUUCGUAACCAUUCGGAGCCAGUUAGUUUUGAGAAUUUAUGCCGUGACAAUGGCAUCGAUCAGACGGAUUGGUGUGAACCCGAAUACAACGAAGGUGGAUGUGAUAUUGAUCAAUUGAAUGAAACCGAAUUGAAGAAAUUACAACCAUUGCUAUGGCUCGAAUUGGCCACCAUAUUCGAUCGUCACAAUGUUGCAUUCGAUAAACGCAAACCAUUCAAGAGAAAACGAAAAGAAGAGGGUAACGUUUUUGGUGUUUCAUUGAAUGCAUUGAUUCGACGCGAUCAACAAGUUACUGGUGAAGACUCAACAUUGGUUCCAUUACUUUUGCAGGGGAUUUUGGAUAAUCUGCGUGCUCGAGGUACCAAAGAGGAGGGUAUUUUACGUGUUGCAGGCAAUAAGCAGAAAACCGAAAUGCUAUACAAUGAGCUCGAGCAAAACUUUUACUCGAAACACGAUAAAGUGAGCGGAAUCCUGAAAAAGGCUGGCGUUCACGAUUUAAGCGCAUUAUUAAAGCGAUGGCUGCGCGAAUUGCCAACGCCGUUACUCGCUAACGACCUGGUACAUUUGUUCUAUCAAACAGCAGACAUCCCGGUGCCUGAUCAAUUCAAAGUGAUGUCAAUAUUGUGUCUGCUGUUACCACACGAAAAUCGAAAUACAUUGCGUGCGUUCCUAGAGUUUUUGAGAUGUGUGAUCGACAACCAGCAAUACAAUAAAAUGUCCAAACACAAUGUCGCCACAAUUAUUGCUCCGUCAUUAUUUUCGCCGAGAUACAUCCAUCCUGCUGAUAAAAAUGAUAUAGCCGCUCAGGUGCGAAUGGCGGCACAAUGCUGCAAAUUGGCCGAUAUCAUGAUAAGUCGUUCCGAACAGUUGUGGACGGUGCCACAGCGAUUGAUCGAUCAAGCGCGCCAAAUGAAUACGAAAAACGGCAUGGGCAAACGUCAAACGCGCAAAGUAAAAAAUUCCAUAUCACCAAUCAUCGGCAAUAGUAGCGGUGCUGGAAAUCACAAUGCUCGCAUCAAUGCUAAUCAUGUACAUAAAAUUGCAAUCUAAUUUUAGCAAAUUCCAAACGUAGACCAUAAGUAGCUAGGGAAAUUGAAUAUUGUAGAGUGAUGAUGAAAACAAUUGAAUAUUGGAACAUUAAACGGGAUCUGCAAUAAGAAAUGGCAUGAGAAUGGAAUUGAUAUUUCAGAAUAUGACGAAGAACGACUAUUGAAAGUAUUAAAUUUCAUGUCACUUUUAAAGUUUGAAUAUGUAAAGGCAAGCCAUUCCGUACGGAAUGAGAAAUUUAUGAGAUUGACCGUAAUAUUAACCGUAUUGUUUGUUGGUGUUGCAGGCAAAACACACAUUUCAUUUUUUUUUUUAUGUAGACACCAUACUUUGAAAAUCGAUGCACCGAAUCGACCACGGCGGUUCAGUGGUCAAAAUCGGCCAUAGACUUAACAGAUUACCAUUCUUAUCUACGGGCACAGUAAUUGAACCAUUGCGACAAACAAAUUCGUUCAGAAUAUUUUAGUUUUAAAGUGCAACAUAAAGUUUUUUUUCCAUAUGGAGUUGUUGUUGUAAACUCUAUAUAAAAAACAUUUCAUGUUGCACUUUGAAACUAAAAAUAUUCUGAGGGAAUUUGUUUGUCGCAACGGUUCAAUUGUGCAGAAUAAUUUAAUAAUACAAAAAAAAUCACUGAACCUAAAGAAAUAGACAGGAAGAAAUGAAAAAAAAAGAAACACCUAAGCCAGUUCCAGAAAUAAUAGUGACAACACCAUGAGGACAUAAAAAUUUACAUGCAAAUAAAAACCGUUUCAUUUUUACAAAUGAAUUGCGUAAUUAACUAACUGAAGUCCGAUGCAUGGUACUCUAUUUACAAGAAGAAAAAAAAAUAAGAGAAUUCAAAUCUAUUCGAUUCGAUUCGAUUGAAUGAUUGAAACUAGUUAAUAUGAUUUACGCUUUGAUUAGUUCCUGCUUCGGUUCUUUGGCGCUAAAAAUAACGAAACACCUCGUCUCUGGGGCGGAUGCACACAAAAUAAGAAGAAAAAAAUUGGAAAAAAUUGCAUUUUAGUUUAAUUAAAGGAAAUGAAAGUAUUAUUGAAUCGGAGAUAUUUUUAGACGAAAUUAAUUUUUUUGUGCUGUUUUUUUUCAAUCGAGUAUAUAUUUUUUUAUAUACACACACUAUCACAUUUUUUUCCUUCAUUUUCAUCAUUUACAAUAAACAACUAAAUUGUUGACAGUUGUGCAUAAUACUGAAGAUUCAUCCAAAA
This is a messenger RNA of Sitodiplosis mosellana (orange wheat blossom midge), 4722 nucleotides long. It is a transcript of the gene conu, whose product is annotated as rho GTPase-activating protein conundrum. NCBI's taxonomy places the organism in Eukaryota, Metazoa, Arthropoda, Insecta, Diptera, Cecidomyiidae. Gene Ontology annotation, molecular function: GTPase activator activity. Gene Ontology annotation, biological process: regulation of actin filament polymerization; signal transduction; regulation of small GTPase mediated signal transduction. The transcript is spliced from 10 exons. The record is from RefSeq and is a predicted model, not a curated record. The coding region runs from base 1604 to 3520 and encodes 638 amino acids. Gene Ontology annotation, cellular component: cytoplasm.